Cricetulus griseus (Chinese hamster) is the source of this 3082-nucleotide messenger RNA. NCBI's taxonomy places the organism in Eukaryota, Metazoa, Chordata, Mammalia, Rodentia, Cricetidae. The record is from RefSeq and is a predicted model, not a curated record.
CUCACAGAGAAGAAUAAAAAUCGGACUCAAUGAUUAUCUCUCCUAGGGUGACAGUCAUGAAAACAGACCCCUUUAAUGAUUGUCUGCAAAAGUGGGGAUCUUUAAAUAGACUCUUAUCUCUUCUGAAACGAUGGAUAACAAAUUAGAAGCACAUGACUCUGGAAAUGGACUGCAUAAAUAUAACUAAGUCACUAACAGGAGACAAGAGAAAUGAAAGAAAAUAGAUUAUUCUAGAAAAAGUGAAAAGAAUCAUAGCGUCUGAGAAAGGGUACUAGGUGGAGCCUAUGUUCAUCCUGAAGAUGGUCCAGAAGAGGCACCCAUGAUUUCUGUCUGACAUCGAAAUUUUCUUAGACACCUGCAUCCGUGAAACCCAAGAUUGAAUUUAGCACUUGCUCAAGGAGUGAAACCAGAUCUUGUCCCUCAUCCUGAAUCAUUGUCUUUGAAAUUAUAAGACAUGGAGGAUGAAGAUAAGACAGUUGGAUGUCAGGAUUCAAAGCCACCCACAGGGACCAGUCACACAGCUCCUGUGCACCAAGGACCACAGGAGGAGAAAGUCAUGAAUCUCAAAGGUGUAGAUGGGAAUGAGCCAACAGAAGACAGCAACCUGCUGAACAGUGGUGAAAAAAAGCCACAGGAAUUGGCAACAGAAUCCAGUCACUUGCAGAGUGUGAGGCGAAUUCUGGCUUGCCCUCCACAUGGCUCGCUGGGGAAAGUGGUAACAAAUGGUACCAUGGUUGUUCUUCUGUGGGCUGUGGUUUGGUCAGUUACAGGCCCCGAGUGUCUUCCUGGAGGAAAUCUGUUUGGAAUCAUAAUCCUGUUCUAUUGUGCUGUCGCCGGAGGCAAACUUUUUGGACUCAUUAAGUUGCCAGCAUUGCCUCCACUGCCUCCUCUUCUUGGCAUGCUGCUCGCUGGAUUUCUCUUGAGAAAUGUCCCUGUCAUCAGUGAUAACAUCCAGAUCCAGCACAAGUGGUCUUCUUCUUUGAGAAGCAUAGCCCUUUGUGUCAUUUUGGUUCGUGCUGGCCUCGGUCUGGACCCAAAGGCACUGAAGAAACUGAAGGGGGUGUGUGUGCGACUGGCCAUGGGGCCCUGCAUUGUGGAGGCGUGCGCUUCUGCCCUUCUGUCUCACUUCCUCAUGGGUUUGCCUUGGCAGUGGGGGUUCAUACUGGGUUUUGUCAUAGGUGCUGUGUCUCCAGCUGUUGUGGUGCCUUCGAUGCUCCUUUUGCAAGAAGGAGGCUACGGUGUUGAAAAAGGUGUCCCAACUUUACUCAUGGCCGCUGGCAGCUUUGAUGACAUUUUGGCAAUCACCGGCUUCAACACAUGCUUGGGUGUGGCCUUUUCCACAGGGUCUACAGUUUUUAACGUCUUCAGGGGCGUUUUGGAGGUGGUAAUUGGCAUGGCUACUGGAUCUUUUCUUGGUUUCUUUAUUCAGUACUUUCCAAGCAGUGACCAGAGCAACCUUGAGUGGAAGCGAGCCUUCCUGGUCCUGGGCUUUGCUGUGUUGGCUGUGUUCAGCAGUGUUUAUUUUGGCUUCCCGGGGUCAGGAGGACUAUGCACACUGGUUAUGGCUUUCCUUGCAGGCAUGAGAUGGAGUGACAAGAAGUCAGAGGUAGAAAAGAUAAUUGCAGUUGCCUGGAACAUUUUCCAGCCCCUUCUGUUUGGCCUGAUUGGAGCAGAGGUAUCUAUUGCAUCUCUCAGACCAGAUACUGUUGGUCUUUGUGUUGCAACCCUCGGCAUUGCUGUACUGAUACGAAUUUUGACUACUUUCCUGAUGGUGUGCUUUGCUGGUUUUAACAUAAAAGAAAAGAUCUUUAUUUCUUUUGCCUGGCUUCCAAAGGCCACAGUCCAGGCUGCCAUCGGGUCUGUGGCUCUGGACACGGCCCGAUCCCAUGGAGAGAAGCAGCUAGAAAAAUAUGGGAUGGAUGUGUUGACGGUGGCAUUUUUGGCCAUCCUCAUCACAGCACCAAUUGGAAGCCUACUGAUUGGUUUGCUGGGUCCCAGACUUCUUCAGAAAUUUGAACAUGAAAAUGAAGGGGAAGUUCAAGGAGAGACUUCUGCACACGUUCAGAGCCCUUGCAAGUAAGAAAGAAGAGAUCUUUUUCCAUCAAGACCGACGGCAAAAUUAACCCACUGUGCAGAUGCUGUUUAUACAGAUGGCGAAUCUGGGGAGAUGAAGCAUCGCGUGCACCUGUAAUUGCAGAUGUGUCCCAGGAUUGUUUUCUGAUUUCCAGAAGGCUUUUGUUCCUUCCCCCACACCCCUGACCCGGAUUCCUCUUGGACUUAUUACAGUGGACAAGCAAUUAACAUCAAUGCUUUUGAAGGAUCAAGGACUGUAAUUGCACACACAGUGAGUGUGUCAGGCAAAGCAUUCAUAAGUCCCGGCGUGCUCUGUGGCGGCGUUGGUCUUGGAAUACUACCCUGUUAAGAUGUCUUAAAAGCUUGUCACCGUUAGGUUGUAAGGUUCUCUGCAGAAACACAAGGUAUCUUAAGACUGAUAACAAACUCCUGAAAGAUCAGGUAGGUUGAGCAAUGUUAAUACCAUCAAAAAGAAUGCUAAGUAAUUGCCUUUAAAAUUGUCUUUGCAUAUUAAUAGUUAGAAUCCAGUCAUAUGUAUACUUUUUCACCCAGUACCUCAAACCCCAUGAAAGAUCAAAAUGAUUGAUGGAGAGAUGUAGUUGGCACCUAGGAAGGGCAUCUCUCAUACUUCUGAUUUUUCACAGGAAUAAAUUGUAUUCAGUGAAUCAAAUAAUCGUGGAACAGUACCAAAAAAAAAAAAAAUCUUACUAUUGCCUGUGGGGAACUCAUUCUCCAUUUUCAUCAUCAUGACGAUGAAAGGUACAUACAGAAGCUGGGAAGAUAACUUAGUCUACAGAGUGCCUGUUGUGCAAACAACAACAACAACAACAAAAACCCAGAAUUUGAAUCCGUAUCCCCUACAUAUGCCAGGCAUCAUGGCAUGUAUCUAUAAAACUAGCUUGAGGGAUGAAGACAGAUGGACAGCCAGUCUAAACAAUGGGUGAACCCCAGGGUCAAUGAGAGACUCUGGCUCAAAAAAAUAAAAGGAAGCAACUGGGUAGAUAAUCCA